Molecule: messenger RNA, 332 nt
Organism: Saccoglossus kowalevskii
Lineage: Eukaryota; Metazoa; Hemichordata; Enteropneusta; Harrimaniidae
Product: feruloyl esterase B-like
Source: RefSeq, a predicted model, not a curated record
UGGGUGAAGAAGGUGGUGGUGAUUGGCCUGGCAACAAAAGAGGUGGAGGAGGUGGUGGUACAGAUUGGCCUGGCAAUGAAGCGGGUGGAGUUUUACAUUGCAAUGAAGCAGGUGGAGAUUCACCUUGCAAUAAAGCAGGUGGAGAAAGUGGUGGUGGAGAUUGGCCUGGCAAUGAAGGAGGUAGAGAUUCGCCGGGCAACAAAGGAGGUAGAGAAGAAGGCGGUGAGUGGUCUGGCAAUGAAGCAGGUAGAGAAGGUGGUGGAGAUUGGCCUGGCAAUGAAGCAGGUAGAGAUUCGCCUGGCAACAAAGGAGGUGGAGAAGAAGGCCUGUGA